Hermetia illucens (black soldier fly) is the source of this 2985-nucleotide messenger RNA. Its product is annotated as glutamate receptor ionotropic, kainate 2-like. Gene Ontology annotation, molecular function: glutamate-gated receptor activity; transmitter-gated monoatomic ion channel activity involved in regulation of postsynaptic membrane potential. The transcript is spliced from 16 exons. Gene Ontology annotation, cellular component: postsynaptic membrane; plasma membrane. Bases 140 to 2881 code for a protein of 913 amino acids. Gene Ontology annotation, biological process: monoatomic ion transport; synaptic transmission, glutamatergic; modulation of chemical synaptic transmission. The record is from RefSeq and is a predicted model, not a curated record. NCBI's taxonomy places the organism in Eukaryota, Metazoa, Arthropoda, Insecta, Diptera, Stratiomyidae.
UCGUUACUGAAUGGAGCGGCUUCCGAAAUUUUCUUUCUGAUAGAGUGAAAAAUUUGGAAACAAAUAGGAAAUUGAUAUUGUUUGGAUUGUGUCUAGCGUUUAAUCUCAUUAAAUUCGGAUAAUUGAAGUCGCGAGUAAGAUGAAAGUACGGGAAUUGUGUUUACUUUUGAUUUGUUCUGUGGCGCCUUUGGUCAAAGUUGCAAGCGGUCAAUAUGAUAUAAAUAUAGGACUGCUCUAUGAGGAUAAUAAUCCUUUAAUAGCGAAAAUAUUUGAUCAAGCAAUUGAGUCAGCAAAUUCAGAAUUGCUUCAGAAUACGAAUCGUUUGGUUGGCAGAACGGCUGAAAUUACCUACGGGAAUGCAUUCGAUGCGUCGAGGAAGCUGUGCAAAAUGAUGUCGGAGGGGGUGGCUGCAAUCUUUGGCCCCAUAUCCCGUGGCCCGUCGACACACGCGAUGAGCUUGACGGACGAGAAGGAGAUUCUAUUCAUCGAUACACAAUGGGAUGAUAACGUGAGACAAACCACCAUAAAUCUUCAUCCUGAUCCUAAAACACUUGUCUUGGUGCUACGUGACUUGGUCGAAGCGUACGAAUGGGAGGAAUUCACAAUACUUUAUGAGUCUGGUCCUUAUUUACCGGUUCUGGAUGAUUUGUUGAUCAUUUUCGAGAAAUUCGGUCAUCCAAUCACGGUGCGACGUUAUGACUUGAAUUUAAGUGGAAAUUAUCGAAAUGUGCUGCGGAAAAUUAGACAGUCGCCUGAUUAUAGGAUUAUAAUCGUUGGAUCCGUUGAGACUCUUCCGGAGCUACUGAAACAGGCACAACAAGUUGGUCUCAUCACCCAUCAGUACCAAUACAUAAUUGUGAACCUGGACUUCCAUACCCUUGACCUGGAGCCAUACCAAUACAGUGAGAGUAACAUCACAGGAAUUCGCAUCUUUAAUCCGGAAGACGUUCGUGUACAACAACUGUCGGCACAAAUAACAGAGGAAGACGAUGUCUUCGCCUAUGCUGAGGAAGAGGACACCGAAAUGGAAGCUGUGAAAUCCCAAGUUACAACGGCGAUGGCUCUGAUGUACGAUGCAGUCUAUCUCUUGGCGGAGACAUUUCGUCACGUCGGAAAUUUAGAACUUUUUCAACCCGAAUCCUUGGCCUGUGAGGAUUCAAGUACUUGGGCGUCGGGGCUGACGUUAUUCAAUUAUAUGAAAACUACCACUUAUAGAGGUAUCACUGGUGAAAUCAAAUUCGAUCAUCAUGGAUUGCGGACUGACUUCACGUUGGAUAUUAUUGAGCUGACUACAGCUGGCGUUGUGAAGACUGGCACGUGGAAUUGGAAUCCGAAUGGAAAUAAUAGCCUUCACUUUGAACGGGAGCAUCACACAUUCAUACCGGAAAAUGUUGACUUGUUGUUCGCAAACAAAACAUUUGUUGUGGUCACCGCAAUAAGCGCGCCGUACGGUAUGCUGAAGGAAACGGAUGUACCUCUCAGUGGGAAUGAUCAAUACGAAGGAUUCGGGAUAGACCUUAUUCAUGAGUUAUCCGUGAUGUUAGGAUUCAAUUACACCUUCAAGAUGAGAGAAGAUAAAAAUUACGGUACUUGUGAUAACAUAACGAAAAUGUGCACGGGGAUGCUGGGGGACGUGACGGCCGGGAGAGCAGAUCUUGCCAUCACGGAUUUAACUAUGACCUCCGAUCGCGAGCCCGGGGUGGAUUUCACAAUGCCAUUCAUGAACUUAGGAAUUUCCAUUCUCUAUCGGAAGCCCACCAAGGAAGCGCCGGACUUUUUCUCCUUCAUGUCACCACUCUCGACGGAAGUUUGGAUUUAUUUGGGGUUAGCUUAUCUGACGGUGUCAUUAAGUUUAUUCAUACUAGGACGCUUAUCGCCUGCCGAAUGGGAUAAUCCCUAUCCUUGCGUGGAGGAACCGACAGUAUUGGAAAAUCAAUUCAGCUUGAACAAUGCCAUGUGGUUUACAAUUGGUGCGGUACUUCAGCAGGGCUCGGAAAUUGCUCCAAAGGCACCUUCUACAAGGACUGUGGCGUCCAUUUGGUGGUUCUUUACCCUGAUUAUGGUCUCCUCGUACACUGCUAAUUUGGCUGCCUUUUUGACUAUCGAAUCGCUAUCAAGUCCUAUUAAUAGUGCCGAAGACCUGGCCAAUAAUGUUGGCGGUGUUACUUAUGGUGCAAAGAGUGGUGGAAGUACAUUUAAUUUUUUCAAGGGCUCCCAACAUGAAGUCUAUAAAAAAAUGUAUGAAUACAUGGCAGCACAUCCUGGCAUGAUGACAAGUUCCAAUGAGGAAGGAGUAGACAAGGCUGAAAAUGAAAAUUACGCUUUUUUGAUGGAAUCCACUUCGAUUGAGUACAAUGUCGAGCGAAAAUGUAAGCUCACACAAAUUGGAAACCUGCUCGAUGAAAAAGGCUACGGAAUUGCUAUGCGGAAGAAUUCUCCGUACCGGAAUGAAUUGAGUCAGGCCAUCCUGAAUUUGCAGGAGCAAGGCGUGCUAUCUAAAAUGAAGACCAAGUGGUGGAAGGAGAAGCGAGGCGGCGGAGCCUGCUCGCAAAAAACAGAGAGCGACAGUGCCGAGGAGCUUGGUAUGCCCAACUUGGGCGGUAUCUAUUGUGUCCUUAUUGUUGGCAGUUUUCUUGGGAGCAUUUAUGGAAUCGUUGAAUGGUUCUGCGUGAUUUACCGUCGAGCACGUCGCUUCCGAGUACCACUUAAAGAGGAACUUUUGGAAGAACUCAAGUUCGUGAUGCGAUGUUCCGGCAACACAAAAGAAGUAAAACACCGGAAAAGUUCAAUGCGGAGCUCUCGAAAUUCAUCGCUUACUCUGGAAUCGAUUGGGACGGAAAAUAGUGAAGGGGCUAAUUUGCAUAAUGACGACGACUCCUGAUUCACGGCAUUUUGGGAUUGGACGUUUUGCAUUAGUCAAGCAAUGAAUUCAGAAGAUUUUUCAGCACUUUAUGUUUAUUCAGAUAAUAAAAAAUUCAAAAGUGA